Aspergillus calidoustus is the source of this 1656-nucleotide messenger RNA. Lineage: Eukaryota; Fungi; Ascomycota; Eurotiomycetes; Eurotiales; Aspergillaceae. The record is from the annotation of a GenBank genome assembly.
GCCAGAUUGAGGCUCUGUUUCUGUCUCUGUCUCUUCCCAGAGUUUCCGCCCCAUCCCUUAGCAUGCCACCCCACUACCUCCAUCUAACCCGCCAUCAUCGCAUCAUGAUCCAACGGCAAGAGAUCUUCCAGCGCGUCUGGUCGUUCAUCAGAAACCCUCCGACUCUUCUAUUCAUCUUUUGCCUCGUUACUCUGCUAGAGCUGGAGGAAAGCGUGCAGCGCGCGCCGACCAUCCGCCUCCUCGAGAAUGCCAUCUGCCAACGCUACUAUCGCGAUAAGCAGCUCGACGGGCCCGUAGACGAGUUUAUGUGCAAGGAAGACUCGAUUCAGGUCAAACUUGCUCACGUCCGCGGCUUGUUGAGCUUUUUUGAUAGCCUGCCGCUAUUGAUUUUUGGCCCUGCAUUUGGGAAGAUUGCAGACAAACGCGGUCGUCGUCCUGCUUUUGCCUUGGCUGUUUUUGGACUGCUUUGUUCGUUAGGAUGGAUUUACAUGACCUGCGCUUCUUGGAAGCAUAUCCCCGUCGAGGUCGUCUGGGUCUCGUCGCUAUUCCGCAUAAUCGGAGGCGGCCCCGCGAUAGCCAUCGCAAUGUGUCUGACCAUGGUUUCCGAUCUGUCGAGCGAGGCUAACAGGAGCAACUCAUUCUAUCGAGUCUACUCGGCAGUCCUUGUCACGGACCUCAUCGGGCCUCUUAUCACGUACAGCACCCUGAAGCACUCGCUGUGGCUUCCGUACCUUGUCUGCGCACUUGCACUGCUUCUUACGGGGCCAAUCGUGCAAUACAUGCCAGAGACCCUACUAGUAAGGCCCGAGGACGACGAGGAAGAGACCCCGUUCGAGGCCGUGGGUGUGAAGAAAUACAUUCGGUUUUUGAAGGAUCUCAGGAUUCUAGUCGGCGUUGCGACAGUCUUUCUGGUGCAGUUCCGGAGCAACACGAUUGAAAUUCUCCUACCGUACACGUCUGUCCGCUUUGGUCUCGAGAUUGGCGAGUCUGCAACUCUCCUCUCCCUCGUCUCGGCGGUGAAUCUAGUAGUGUUCCUGGUGAUCCUACCUGCAGCUACUUCUGUACUGAAGAAACGCGCGGGCUGGUCCACGACAACCAUCAACAUAUAUGUGGCCAGAGUAAGCAGCGCACUUCUCGUUUCCGGAGCGGUGAUUCUCUCGGCUGCGUCGACGCUAGGCUUCGUUAUUCUCGCGUUGAUCGUCUACGCCGCGGGCUUCGGUGUAAGACUCUCCAUUCUAGCCGUCCUGACCUCGUUCGUCAACUCGGCCCGUGACACAGGCCAGCUGUACACCCUGGUCGCGACAACCGAUGCCAUUGCGCAUAUGAUCGCGAGCCCGUUGCUGCAGUCUGUGUGGAGCCGUGCUCUGAAAUUGGGAGGGAGGUGGAUCGUCCUACCGUUUUUGGUCCUCACGGGUAUAUUCUUCGUCGCGUUUUUGAUCUCCUGUGCGCUGACGGAGAAGCCUGUUAUGCUGGGAGGUGGAGACGGGGAGGAAGAAGUAGAUGAGUCGCAGGAGCCUCUGCUUUCGGGCGAGGAUGAUGAUGAUGAUGAUAAUUAGGGGAUUGAAGCUGAGGGCGGGAGAUGGUAAAUUUGGGUCUAGAUUAUAGCAACUCCAGCAUAAAUUGAUAGUUUUCAACCACCUGGUAGGCAAGACCAAC